Anopheles maculipalpis is the source of this 1348-nucleotide messenger RNA. Its product is annotated as E3 ubiquitin-protein ligase RNF25. Gene Ontology annotation, biological process: protein ubiquitination. Gene Ontology annotation, cellular component: nucleus. The transcript is spliced from 4 exons. NCBI's taxonomy places the organism in Eukaryota, Metazoa, Arthropoda, Insecta, Diptera, Culicidae. The record is from RefSeq and is a predicted model, not a curated record. Gene Ontology annotation, molecular function: protein binding; ubiquitin protein ligase activity. The coding region runs from base 9 to 1256 and encodes 415 amino acids.
GUUUAAGGAUGGACGCGCUGCUGGAUGAGGUCGAGUCGCUGGAAGCGAUUCUGAUGGAAGAUGUCCAUAUCACGAAAGAUGCAAGCGGAUUUCCCGAGAUGAUUGAAACGACCGUAUUUCCGACCGUCGGCGAAGAACUCGAAUCACAGUACGUGUGCAUCACACUGCAAGUAUUACCCACCGUCGGCUAUCCGGAUGUGCGACCGAACGUAAAGCUGAGAAAUCCUCGUGGAUUGGAUGAUAGCAUUAUUGGGCAGAUCGAGCGAGCCGUUCAGGCAAAGUUGCAGGAAUCGAUCGGACAACCGGUCGUGUUUGAUCUCAUUGACCUGAUACGGGAACAGUUGACGGAAAGUAAUCUACCGUCCGGCCAGUGUGUCAUCUGUCUGUACGGCUUCCUCGAGGGCGAUGAGUUUACCAAGACGGUGUGCUAUCACUAUCUGCACAGCCACUGUUUAGCGUGUCACAUCAAUGCUUCGAAGCGCAAUUAUGAGGAAGAAAUCGAAAAGCUACCGAUCUGGAAGCGCAAAGAAGCGAAAGCAUUCCAAGCACAGUGUCCGGUGUGCAGAGAACCAAUCGAUGUAGAGGUGGAACCGUUGAUGCGCUGCCGGCCACCGACGGAACGGGAAAAUGCACCCAAGUUCCAGGUGACGGACGAACUGAAGUCACUACAGGCACAAAUGAAUCGGCUGUUUAUGCAUCAGAAGCGAAGGGGUGGAAUUAUUGAUCUGGAUGCUGAGGAGGGUAACGUUAUUGCGAUUGAAACGGAAUCCCUAAAUAGAGAGAUUUCAAAAGGCACAAGUGAUGCUUCAAAUGGUCCCAAUGCUGUGAUUCCGGAGGUGAAAACGCCCGCAAACAAGAAGCAUGGCUCUAACGCACACCCACAGCAGCAGGCCAAAGGAUCUUCAAGCUCAAAAGCUGCGAACAAUACUGCCCGCCAACGUAAUUCGCAGUCAGCCACCACCACCGCAAACGGUGAAGCAAACGACGAUCCGGACGCUUGUACCGAAUCGUGCUGUUCGGGUCAAACCGAUCAUCAUCGUGGUGGUGGAUACCGUAACCGACGGCACAAUAAUCACCACCAUAAUCGGCACCACCGGCAUCAUCAUCACCACCAGCAUCAUCAUCAUCACCAUCAGCAUCAGGGACGAGGUGGUGGUGCCGGCGCAGGCGGAGCUGGAACUUCCACGGCGGCGGCGGCCAGUAGUGGUGGAGCGGCCAAAAAUUUAGGUACUCCCUGCGCAUCCGAUGCCAGGUGACAAUUGUUGCCCCAGGAAAGUGAUCCCCGCACAAUGCAGCUUUGUUGGAUCGAGCGAGAAAGGUUGGAUUCGCAGUACCGAUCAAACGCCCG